This is a messenger RNA of Bicyclus anynana (squinting bush brown), 1711 nucleotides long. RefSeq names its product deoxyhypusine hydroxylase (gene nero). Bases 128 to 1042 code for a protein of 304 amino acids. Lineage: Eukaryota; Metazoa; Arthropoda; Insecta; Lepidoptera; Nymphalidae. The transcript has 5 exons. Gene Ontology annotation, biological process: peptidyl-hypusine biosynthetic process. The record is from RefSeq and is a predicted model, not a curated record. Gene Ontology annotation, molecular function: deoxyhypusine monooxygenase activity.
CACAACACAAUGUCAGUGUCACUGUCACAAUCACAUUGAUUUGACAUUUUGUAAUUUGUAGUGCACGUUGUUGGUGUUAAAUUGUGGUGUUCUAAUAUUUAUUUAUUAAAUUAAAUAAACAUUAAAAAUGGUUAAUGUAAGUGAUGAUGCCGUAAAAGGUGUGGGCAAAGUAUUAAACGAUCCCAACAGGCCAAUGAAGGAGCGUUUUCGGGCUCUGUUUGCUCUUCGUAACAUCGGGGGACAAACCGCAAUCAAUUGCAUUAAUGAAUGCUUUACGGAUGAAUCAGUGCUGUUAAAACACGAACUGGCCUACUGUCUAGGACAAAUGCAGGAUAAAAAUGCCAUACCAGUGUUAAUAAAUAUAUUGGAAGAUAAAAAUCAGGAUCCCAUUGUUCGGCAUGAAGCCGGUGAAGCUCUUGGGGCUAUUGGUGAUACUGACCUCCAAUCAUUAUUAGAGAAAUAUCAAAAUGACCCAGCAGUGGAAGUUGCUGAAACAUGUCAAAUAGCAUUGCAGCGGCUCAAAUGGCUUAAAGAUGAGAGCAUAAAUGAUAAGAGUUUAUCAAAGAGCCUCUAUAACUCAAUAGAUCCUGCACCACCGAGCAAGGAAGUUGAUAUCGAAGAACUUACAAAGACACUGUUAGAUGAAAAUAAAUCACUAUUUGAGAGGUAUAGAGCAAUGUUUAGUUUGCGGAACUUGCAAACAACAGAGAGUAUACAUGCUUUGGCUAAAGGUUUCCAAGCAAGCAGUGCACUUUUCCGCCAUGAAGUAGCAUUUGUGUUUGGGCAGAUGCAGGACGAGCGGAGUGUACCAGCUCUUAUACAGACACUGGAAGAUAAAGAUGAACAUGAGAUGGUACGUCACGAGGCUGCUGAAGCAUUGGGCUCUAUCGGCACUGAAGAUUGCACUAAAGUACUUAAAAUGUAUUUGGAGGAUCCGAGACCAGUAGUCCGCGAGAGUUGCGAGGUGGCGCUCGAUAUGUCCGAGUAUGAAAACAGUCCAGAGUUCCAGUACGCUAACACUUUGCUUACAGUUACUUCGUGAUCCAAACAUUGAUUUGAGAAUGACAUCAAAUGCCUCAUAAUGUUAAUAUAUUUUUAAUUUUUAAUAUUUUACAAGUUAUUUUGGUUUAUUUAUUUUAAAAAAAUAUGAGUAUCAUUUCGGACAAAACUUAUGUGCUUGCACAUGCAUGCAUUUAUGACCAUAACGCUUAAACGAUCAGGGAGAAUCGGCUAAAAUGUUAUACUUAUAAAUGACGGAAUUAUCGCUGGACAUACAUAAAAAAAAAAAAAAAACAUACAUACAGCCGAACGUAGAACCUCCUCCUUUUUGGAAGUCGGUUAAAAAUGAAAAAAAUCUCACCACCUCACGGGUGGUUUCAGACUAGCGGUUUAUACGCGCGUAUGAGCUCGUUUUUGAAAGUGCAUGUUUUUGAUCAUCUCGUGCGAGCGUUGACGCGCUUCUAAAGCCUAGUUCGGACUACUUUAGUAUUUUAGUCGAGUACGAACGAUUUUUGGGCGGUAAAUCCAAAAAUUGUUCGUACUUGACUAAAAUACUAAAGUAGUCUAUAAGUACGUCUUUGUCGGUAAUUAGCCACGGCCGAAGCAUCCCACCAGCCAAAAGUGAAUGAAUCCAAUUUUCAGUUUUAAGUAUUCAAUUUCAAUACUUGUAUCGAUAUGCAAUAAAAAGUAUUAUAAAUUUUUUUAUUACCUA